Acaulospora colombiana is the source of this 731-nucleotide messenger RNA. NCBI's taxonomy places the organism in Eukaryota, Fungi, Glomeromycota, Glomeromycetes, Diversisporales, Acaulosporaceae. The record is from the annotation of a GenBank genome assembly.
AUGCUCCGUACAUUCCAAUUUGGCUUUAGCCCAAAUAAAACCACUAACUCCACGGAGUCAUUGGGCAGGGUCAAAGCCCUAACAACAUUUGAUGCAAUCACAUUAACUGAUAGAAAUUUUGAUCAAGACUUCUUGCCAUUGGUCACCUCUCGAUCAACAGUCUUUAGCUUUCCCGGCUCGACAGAUGGAGCGCAAGCAGCCGCGCCCUUCCCCAAGGAAACGACCCUUAGUCCUCCGCCGGGAAUAGCUCAGAAGGUUCAGUUACAGCGUCGUGUUGUACGUUUUCGAGAUCAAUUCACGCCACACUUGUGGAUCAAUUUCAAAACCCGCCUAGGCGGCAUUUGGGAAAGGGUUACCCUAGACAGCUUCGUCGGCGCAGCUGGCGUGAAGGAGGGGGAGCAGCGAACCUCUCGGUAUGCUAAAUAUAUCAAGUUCAACUGUGGAGACCAAAGUCGUUUUUCUCCUUGCCCCAACUCCCCCGUGUACAUUAUCAGCCGUAUGAACCAACUAUUAGAAUCAAGAUCUACCUCGACAGUCGACGCCCUUAUAGACGCGGCACAGGCCGUUGCUAUAACUGUCCUCUUCUAUGAUACAUCUCUCACACUAGGAGAAGAGGUGAGGGCCACCUAUAUUGCUAUCUUACAGACCUCUCAUUCAAUCCCAACCCUUAUAACUAGGUACAAUACCUGUGGCCCAAAAAAUGGAAUGCUGUUAAGGCGUGCAUCUAUCUG